Molecule: messenger RNA, 1341 nt
Organism: Theileria equi strain WA
Lineage: Eukaryota; Apicomplexa; Aconoidasida; Piroplasmida; Theileriidae
Exons: 2
Coding region: 1-1341 (446 amino acids)
Source: RefSeq, a predicted model, not a curated record
AUGACUCAGGGAUUCAAAUUAAACAUAUAUGGAAAGUGUGGUGGACAGAAGGAAGACCCAAGAUGCAUCUGUUCGGAUAACAAUAAACCAUCCGACUUAGAAGUCAAAAAGGUGACUAAUAUUGAAGAUGUCACCAGUUUUACCAAAUAUAUUCAUAAACUUCGGAAUCCCGGUGGAAGAACAUUCACUCUUCAGAGAGAUUUGGGUAAUGGAGGUACUAUAAGAUCAACCGUAGGAACCAGAGUAAACUCCAUAGAAAAUGUCACAGAGGUAUCAGUAUACUACUGGAAUGGUAACGAGGCUACUCCAAUAUUACUUGGGAUCACUACAAAAGAUCCUAAAAGCGGUAACACAGAAACCAAAUACUAUGGAAGAUUUGGUAACAGUGCAGGUCUAUCUUGGUUUUCUAGUCUAGUGCAAAACCUUAAGGAGUUACAAGCACUAGACCAACAAAACUGCUAUAAUAAUAAAGCUGUCGUAUUUAAUCUGGAGGGCUCCCAAUCUGGUUCUUUUCUAGACGGUGUUGGCUCUACUUGUAUAAAGAAAACUAGAAAGGUAUCAACUGUUUCAAAUUCUGCAUCUCCCCCUGGUAGCGAGUACAUUGCAAAAUCUUACAUUAUUAAUGAUAAUGAUCUUGAUACAAAGAUCUCAAGAGUUACCUAUAAGAACCAGCCUACUGACAUUCCUCUUGUUGAUUUUCCGGUUGAUGUAAUAACGCUCUAUUCAUAUCGAGCUAGUGAUCAGGUACCACUUAUGCUUGAAUUCAGACCAUCUGGUGGUGGGACAUCUUCCUGGUUUUAUAGUACAAAUUCAAAUGGUAAAAAAUGGAUGGAACAUGGCAAUGGAGACAGCUUCUAUGAUGGAGGCAGUGAUCCUCAGCCCACCGUACAACUUUCCGAAAAGCUCGACGAAGUAUUGUGCAAACAAUACGGUAAUGUUACCCUGGACUUUUCACACAUCAGACACUCUGGGACCUAUUGUUGCAAUGAACACAGUAAGAAGGAAGGUGGUGGAAAGGUCUCUGUAAGUGAAGUACAAGUUUUCUGUGCACAUCGGAUUUCAAGUCAAAUUACAGCCUACAAACACUCUCUUUCCGGACCAUCAGUAGCUGGUAUUUAUUACAAAGAUUAUGCUACGAAUAAUAGGAGGAAAAUAAGCGGACUCCCGUUCCCUAUGGAUGGUAUAGAUAACAUUUAUGUUUUAUAUUGCAACCGGAAUGAUCCGCAAGAGGUUGGUAUAAGAAAGAUGGUGAUGGCACUCUUUGGAGAUGGGUUGGUGGUAUUCACAAUAUCAAACCAAAUAGUUUUAACAACCUUGAAUGUAGACAAUGAAAGAAAGUAA